CGGCGGCGGGGCCGGGCUAUUUAUAGCAGCCGCCCGGCGAUAUAAGGGAUGGCGGGCGCGGGCUGCGCUGCCGUGGCCGCCGGGGCCAGAGCGCGCGGGGGCCGCGGGCGCCUCAGGGCGGGCGCUGAGGGCGCGGCCCCGCAGCCCGGCGAUUCCUGCUGAAAUGCGGCGCCCCACGCUGGCAUGAGCCCCCCCGGCGGGAGCAGCGCGCCCCGGGCACCGCCGCUUUCCCUGGCCGCAGCUCGGUGUCGGGAAGAAAGCGCUGUCGCCGACUGUCGCCGUGGAGCCGCCGCUCGCGGCAGCGCCGGACGCCGGGCAAGGGACGGACGGAGAUAUCUGGUGUGAUAGAGUGUAUAUCCAGACUGCAGAGGGCCAAACACCCCACCAGCAUCACUCCUGAACCAGAACAGCUGCACUAGGGUCAGAACUGGCCCAGCACCUCUUCUCAGAAGUUAUCUGAGAGGAAGUUCUGUUUAUUAAAGUUUUUGUCCUUUUUGUAGCUGGAUUCAAGCCAAGAACCUCUACCCACAGCUGCCAAGCCUGGCAUCCCUACUGGCUCCAGCAGGUUCAGCACACUGGAAGCAUGGCUACAAGCGCUGUUCCCAGCGAAAACCUCCCCACGUACAAGCUGGUGGUUGUUGGAGAUGGUGGUGUGGGCAAGAGUGCUCUCACUAUUCAGUUCUUCCAGAAGAUUUUUGUGCCAGACUAUGACCCAACUAUUGAAGACUCCUACCUGAAGCACACGGAAAUAGAUGGGCAGUGGGCAAUUCUUGAUGUUCUGGAUACUGCAGGCCAAGAGGAGUUCAGUGCAAUGAGGGAGCAGUACAUGAGGACUGGAGAUGGUUUCCUCAUCGUCUACUCGGUGACAGACAAGGCCAGCUUCGAGCAUGUGGACCGGUUCCACCAGCUGAUCCUCAGAGUCAAGGACAGGGAGUCUUUUCCAAUGAUUUUGGUGGCAAACAAAGUUGAUCUAAUGCACUUACGGAAAAUUACAAGAGAACAGGGGAGAGAAAUGGCAACAAAACAUAACAUUCCUUAUAUAGAAACGAGUGCCAAGGACCCACCUCUGAACGUGGACAAGGCCUUCCAUGAUCUUGUGAGGGUAAUUAGGCAACAGAUCCCAGAGAAAAGCCAGAAGAAGAAGAAAAAGACCAAAUGGCGAGGGGACAGAGCCACGGGCUCCCACAAACUCCAGUGUGUGAUUUUGUGACAGGACACCCUGGGAGUGCCUUGGAUGCCUCCCUGCUGCCCUCCUGACCCCCUGGCAGCCCGGGCGAGGAGCUGCAGCUCGGUGCUGAUGCCCACACGGCCCCGUGGCCCCCGGCUCCCCACGGUGGCUCAGACUCGGAGCAGGCGGCUCCAAAGGGUCCGGACCCCCGGAGAGGGGCUGCACAUCAGGGCCAGCCUGGGAGCUGUGUCAAUGGGAGGCAGAAGGGAUCAGCAGGACCUCAACUCUCAAACAUCCCCAGCACCUUCCAGGGGCCUCCAUCAUGUUUAUAAAAACAAACAAACAAAAAAAAAAAAAACAAGGCAGAAGUUUAAAAAAAAUGUUGGUUUUAUCUGCAAACAUUUCUCUUUGUGACCCAUUUCUGAACAGCCGUGAAUAGCCCCCCUGUUUGGUACAAUUGUCUGUGUAUGUGUGGGGGAAGGGAAAGGGUUUUUCUUUCUCCUAAUUUUUUUUGUCCUGUUCUUCCUUUUUGUUGUUUGCUCAGCAAGUGUUGGGUUGCAAAGAAACAACGGCCAGGCUUAGAUUUUUUGCACUGGACUCUCUCUUGGGCAGCAGUGCCAAAACACAACUUCAUAUGAAAGUGCAUAGAUUUGGAGGAAGAAAAUUAAUUCCAGCUGCUCUGGGUGCUCCAGACAUUGUGUCAGACUCUGGAGGGUUGCCAGCUCACAGACCAUAAACUCCAGUUUAGGAAAGGAGGUUUGGGCUUGGAUUAUGUAUUUUUUUUUCUUACCCUUUGUCAAGAGGUUUUGUUUCUGUUUUGUAACUUCGGACAUGUCAAACUUAAGACAUUUUGUUAACCUGGAAGUAUUUAAAUUAAAGUAAUUUACAAAUGGAA
Pyrgilauda ruficollis (rufous-necked snowfinch) is the source of this 2063-nucleotide messenger RNA. It is a transcript of the gene MRAS, whose product is annotated as muscle RAS oncogene homolog. The record is from RefSeq and is a predicted model, not a curated record. Gene Ontology annotation, cellular component: plasma membrane. Gene Ontology annotation, molecular function: GTPase activity; GDP binding; GTP binding. Gene Ontology annotation, biological process: signal transduction. Lineage: Eukaryota; Metazoa; Chordata; Aves; Passeriformes; Passeridae. The transcript is spliced from 9 exons. Bases 584 to 1210 code for a protein of 208 amino acids.